AUGAAGGCUGGGUACGUGAAGUGGUACGACGUUGCCAUUGCCGAGAAGAAAAGAUGUGAUGUUUAUUAUCAUCCACCCAAAGGUCGGAAGCUUCGAUCUCGUGUAGAGAUUGUAAAAAGAAAGAAAAAUUCUCAAGAAAAAAAAUUGAAUGUGUUACAGCUGCUAUGGCACCUCUGGCAGGGGCCAGAGAAAAAGUGUAGCACCAAUAAUGACAAACACAACUUAAAAGAAAAUGAUGGAUUUGAAGUUAUUAGCGCGGCAGGAGAAACCACUGGAUAUGAAGAUUGGAUACAGUUGUCUUCAGUUCCACAGCUUGGUGCAGCAAAAUUUAAUACUAGAGAAAAAAAUGGCUCUAAGAAACAGAAGAAAGUUGAAGAAGAAAGAAAAAUUCUCAAGAAAACAAUUGAAUGUGUUACAGCUGCUAUGGCACCUCUGCAGGUGCCAGAGAAAAAGUGUAGCACCAAUAAUGACAAACACAACUUAAAAGAAAAUGAUGGAUUUGAAGUUAUUAGCGCGGCAGGAGAAACCACUGGAUAUGAAGAUUGGAUACAGUUGUCUUCAGUUCCACAGCUUGGUGCAGCAAAAUUUAAUACUAGAGAAAAAAAUGGCUCUAAGAAACAGGUACAUUCUUGUAAGUCCAGUAAUAAGUAUCAAGAUCUGAAUAAAGUAAAAAACAUUCUAGUUCAUGGAGCAAGCAGUAAUACUACAUUAGAUGGUAAAAAUAAGAAUAAUUUGAUGGAAUAUGAAAGUAACUCUGAGAUGUUUCUGUUAUCAACAAAUAAAAACUCAGUGUGCAACGAUCUCACACUUGCAAGACAAAAUAAGCCAGUGUUGGGUGUUAGUUCUGUCUUAGACAAAAUUAAGUGAAGGGAUUCAGGGAAACCGGUUAUUUUCAUAUAGUCGGACUUGAGUCCUAGAAAUGG
This is a messenger RNA of Cherax quadricarinatus, 923 nucleotides long. NCBI's taxonomy places the organism in Eukaryota, Metazoa, Arthropoda, Malacostraca, Decapoda, Parastacidae. The record is from RefSeq and is a predicted model, not a curated record.